GGUCGAUUGGACGAAGAUCGGACGUGCGGCGAGUCGCUGAGGAAGCCACACGGGCACACACAAAACCCACACGGCCGUGCAAGUGACCAAUGUGGCCGUGUGGGAUUGUGCGAGCCUUCACACGGGCACAAAUAAAUCCCACACGGCCGUGUGAAGUUGCAAUUUGGCCGUGUGGAAUUCUGCGAGGCUUCACACGGCCAGGAUGGGUGAGCUACAACGCCGUUUGCCCCUGGCAAUGUAGGAAGCCUGAAACCCACAUAAUCGGAACGCGGCGUUUUGACCUCACACGGGCAACUGGGUAUGCCACACGGCCGUGUGAGUCGGGAAUUUUUGGUUUUUACCCAAUUUCGGGCUGCAAGUGAGAGAAUCUGAUUUUGAGAGCAAAAACAGAGCCCUAGAGAGAGAAAGUACGAAGAACACAUCCUAGAAGCCAUCUUGGAGCUGGGUUUCAUCAAAUCGAACUUGGAGAUCGUCAUAGGAGUGGAAAUCAUCAUCCUAGACCAGAUUUUCCUCAUCUUUAUGAGUAUGACUACUCUGUAUUCUGUUUCCCUCUCUCUUUCUCUAUGGAGUAGAACCCUUCUCUCACUUGGGUAUGAAGAACCCUAGUUCCAUGUGUUAGGGAUAUGAUUGUAAUGACUUGGGAUGAUUAUACUGUUUGGUUUUAAUCGAAUGAUGCAUGUUUAUUGAAUUGAUUGAAGUCUGAUCAGCUUUUCUUGAUUUUUGCUGCAACCUGAGAUAGAUAGAAUCUGAUUAGGUUGUUAGAGCUUCAUCAUUCGGUAGUAGGAGAUUGGCUAUACGAGAGUUAGCCAGUUUACUGCUUUGUACAGGAAUCCGAUUCCAGUAGUGGAGUUUUGUGCUUAUUGCUUCAGCUUUCUAUCCCGGUGAAGACUAGUCGUCUGCCGGAUAGUUAGACUGAGAGGGCUUGGUCAGCUUAAGAGAUUCCAAGAUACUGUCGGAUCUUCCGCAAUCUAAUCAACAGUAAAUCAACCCAGGGUAAUUACAAUUGAAACCUAACUAAGGAGCUAGGGGGACUCAUUCCCGAGUGACUCUUCUUUGCUUGAGAAAAUCGUAUCAAUUCCUGCUUUCUUUCUGCUUUUGCUUAAAACAACAAUCACUUAACAUAGUUGGCUAGAUAAUAGAUAAUCACGGAGUAAUCAGUAGAUCUAGACACCGGGUUGAUAAUAGAACUUGCCACUUUACUGCAUUCCCGGACUGCGAUUACACUUGGUCGCAGUUUGGUGUUGUGUUUUGGCGUGUCAGUAACCAAGAAGGUGGAAGCCAAGGAACCGGGUUCUAUGAUCAACCUCCCUUCCAAGAAGAACAAGCAUACCAUUGGGGAUUUCAAGAAUCUCCCCCAUAUGAAGAAAACUUCCCUCCUCAAGUCGAGGAGAAAUCCAAGUUGGAGUUGGCAACAGAAGCUUUCAUGGGAAAAUCUUCAAGACCAUGUGCCACUCCACAACCGGAGCCGAAGAGCCAAUUGGAGCUCAUGGUGGAGUGGAUUGUUCGAGGCGCCGAUUAAGGGUGCUCGAACUUGGAUCUCCUACAACCCGAAGCGAAGUCCAAGUUGGAGCUUGCCAUGGAGAAUUUUACAAGAACAAGCUCCAACGCGGAUUUCCAACCCCUCCCUCCUCCCGGUUUGACACUAGAAGAGAAGGUGGCACAAGCUUGUGCAAGCUAUCGCCUCUCAUUAUUGGAGGAGAAGGUGGAACGGUCUUGUGCAAGCUAUCGCCUCUCAUUAUUGGUGGAGAACGGAGAGGUUGAAAGGGCGAGCAAUGACAACCGUGUGGAGCAAGAAGAACUCACCCGGAGAGCUCCCGUGGUUAGGAUGAACAAGAGGAUGCAUUAAUGACUCCCAUCACUUUCCCCUUCCCAAAAUCAACUUUGAAGACCAAGACACGAGUGUGGAUGAGCAAGAGAAUCCUUUCUAUGAUCUUGCAUGGCAUCUUGCCCUCCAAAUAGUGCUUAAAGAAAUGAAAGGGAAGGAGAAAGAAGUGGUUGAAGAGGAGGAAGAAAGCAUUAAAGAGGGGGAAGAUCUCGAGUGUUCCCAAAGGGAGUAAAUUAAAGAAGAAGGAAGGGAGGUUGAAGAUGAAGUAGAAGGAGCAAGUGGCGUCCAAGAUGAGGACGAGGUCGAGACGGAUGAAGCAUCCACAAGUUACGAGGGCUAUGAGAGCUUUCCACCCAACCUUGAUUCACUUUUGGGGAAGGACCCAUUUGCGGCUCUUUGCCAAGCCAAGGCCAAAACAUCGGUGAUCCCUCUUUGUGGAUGCGAUGGUGGUAAAUCGAUGAUGUACUACAUGGUAGGGGGCAAGGAGAAAAAGGAAGCAGGAGAGGUCUCGUGGGUGGAGCCUCAAAGCCACUCAAUUUCACGAGCCCUCGAUCAUGGACUCGUCCAAUGCUCGUAACUUGAGACAUCACCUCACCGACGAGAACUUCAACUUCAAGGAGGUUCUUGGGUGGACCAAAACUUGAAGAGCAACCGUUUGAUUCACAACAUUAAAGAAGCGCUUGGUGGGAGGCAACCCAACCAUCAAUGGUUUGCAUAUCUUUUCCUUUCAAUAAGACGACCAAUGGAGAGAUUUUGUUGGUAUUUUGCCAUCUCCUUGCUCUUCCGGAUCUCUCCCGACCUCCGAUCUCGACCACCAACAUUCACAUGGUAUCCGGUAACAUCGUUCUACCCCUUAUUUUACGCCUUUGAGGGAGCUUAAGUGUGGGGGGUAAUCCAUUAUGCAUGUGUGUGUGUGUGUGUGAAUGUUUGGCGUGAUUUUGAAUUCUUGGAGCCUUAAUGUAUCCCAAAUUUGAAAAAUUUUGAGGGCUCCAAGCAUUGCUUGUUCAAAAUAGUCGGUUGGAUGAUGAAUCUCGUGCUUAUUUGGCAUCGUUCUUGAAUUGUUUCAUAUAGUCGAGUGCAUCCUAUUAAGAUGACUGAGAGUGCAUUAGGAUUGUGCAAAGGCUUAGUUAUAAUGUGUGCUUAAAUGAAUGGCAUGUCUCGACUUGAUUACUCUUUGAUUACAAUUGCCAUGCAUCGAGUUUGUGAAUGUGGAAUAGACGAUUGGGCGGCUAGGUAGCCUGUGAGUUUUGAGCCGAUUGUUUUCUUCUGGUGUGAUUGUUCCCUCUCACCACGGUGUGUAGCAUCACAGUUUUCAUUAGCUAGUAGGAUAGAGGCAUAGGAUUAGUCCACGCCCAAAUGUUGAUGUCCUGAAAUGUUCUACCCCAUAGUCAACCCCUUUGAGCAUUGUGACAUCCAGGGUCGUUCUUAUGUUAGGAGCUUCUUGCUUGUGAGCUUUAUGGUGUUGAUAGAAAGACCCCAAUCCUUUCUCCGUGUCAUUACAUGAGUCAUCCGUGUAUCCCAGAGCUCUCACUUUUGAGUUCCAUUGAGUUUCUACAUAGGAGAAUUGUGUGCGGCUCUUGCUAUGAAUGAAAAAAUGAAUUAUAGUGUUAGAGUGAGUUCUUGAAAAAGAGAGUGUUGGUCGGUAAAUGUAUAGGUGGAAAAGUUUUUACUCCCUAGUACCCCCCUCAAAAAGAAAAGAAAAAAAAUAAAGAAAAAAAAGAAAAGAAAAAGGAAUCGAAAAAGAGGUAAUAAAAUGGGGUAAAUAAA
Molecule: messenger RNA, 3592 nt
Organism: Linum trigynum
Lineage: Eukaryota; Viridiplantae; Streptophyta; Magnoliopsida; Malpighiales; Linaceae
Source: the annotation of a GenBank genome assembly